This is a messenger RNA of Malaclemys terrapin pileata, 3942 nucleotides long. RefSeq lists its product as uncharacterized. The record is from RefSeq and is a predicted model, not a curated record. NCBI's taxonomy places the organism in Eukaryota, Metazoa, Chordata, Testudines, Emydidae. The transcript has 2 exons. Bases 2831 to 3784 code for a protein of 317 amino acids.
GGGGCCACAGUCAGGGCACCCUUUCAGCAGUGGGACACUUCAAAGGUGGUGGGCCGGCUGUUUGGGGAGGCUUAGCCUCUCCUGGCCUCUUAUACCCGCUGCCCAUGGUCCCAGUCAAAAUCCAUCCAGGUUUGGGUGAGUUAUCAGCCACAGAGCAUCACCAUUUGCACACCAGAAGAACAUGUCCAAAACUUGUCACUCAACAUUCCCAGUUGCACUUCGCAUGCAGCCAAGUCUCCGCUGACUUCUGUCAAUAGUAAGCCCUUUCAUAGACCUUGCACAGCUGAGAGGUUUCACAAAGUCACGUUGGACAGAGCUGGGAAAGAAAACAGAUCUUUAGUAAGGGAGCCUCCAGUCUUGUUCAACAGUCCUGCCUCUCAGAUGGACCCUGCCAAAUCUAUGUGUGUGCAUAUGCUGUCUGUAAAAUUAGGCAAUUCCUGCAUAUCAAACCCAUUUCUCUGUAGGCACUGGGCCAAUGGGUAUAAUAAGCUACUACUAUAGGUAGCAAGUGAAGUACUGGAGUUUAACAGCUACCAGUAAAAUGCUAACUUCCUCUACUAGUUCAAGUGGUAGAGGGCUCUGAAGUGGAUUAGGCAGUUGUGGGUUCAAAAUCUGCUGGUGGUGCUGUGGAGAAUUCUUUCUGUUACAUGUAACAAUUGAUAUAUGUGUAUUCUUUUUAGAAAUCCCUUGGAAAUGCCAUUCAAAACCGUGCAUUAAGGAUAAAAUUUUCAAUGUUACUAAUGUAGCACUCUAAAGUACUUUUAUGGGCCACAUUACUGUAGCAUCGGAACGUCUCCCAGUGUGCAGUGUUUAUGCUCAUAAUGCCACAGAGAGGUAUUAUUCCCAUUGCACCAAUGGGAAACUGAGGCACAGAGAGACUCAGGCACAGAUCCACCAAGGGACUUGGGCAAUGGUGAGUGUUUUAGAUACCUCAUCACCCAGUGGCAUCUGCAGCCCCAGUAAGAGUAUAGUGAGAGUUUCGACACCUAAGAAUGGGAUCCACAAAGGAAGCACACUAAGCAGGGAGCCACCUAAGCGAGCCAAUGGGAGAUGCCGAGAAGGAAGGUGGGGCCUAAGUCCCUCCCCUCUCAGGGGCUGGGCCAGAGGGAGGCACUUCCCUCUGCUUGUUGUUCUCAGCUGUGACCCCUCUCCUGGAGUUAGGCACCAAAGCCAUUUUGCAAGGAAUUCUGGGAGGUGGGGCGGAAUGAAGAGGGAAGCGCACCCCUAUCCCAAUGGCUAGGGUGCUUCCCUGUGACGUGUGACAUGGGAGACCCCAGUUUAAUUCCCUUUCCCUCCCCAGCUGUUUUGUGUGGCCUUGGGCAUGCUCUGAUUAUGCCACCCAGGCAAGGAAGACAGGACAAUGCCGAGCUAGGGUAUCCUGCUGUGGCUUUGCUGUGAGAUGGGCGCCAGUCACUGGGACUCAGGUAGCAAGUCACAAGCCCCGUGGCUGAAACUUAGGCGCUUUGGGGACAUUAGUGGGGAAAAUUUUGGUGUCUAGUGGCUUUUAGGUGCCUCCAGAGUUAGUUGGCAGCUGAUCAGGGGUUCUGAGAUCUCAGUGGCUUCUAAAGGUCAGGCUUAGGGGCCUGACAUGGCAGGUAGGUGUCUAAAUCCUUUUGUGGGUCUGGGCCUAAGUGACUUGCCCAAUACAUAGGAAGUCUUUGGUGGAGCAGGGUCUUGAACCUAGCUUUCCCCUAGGCUAGUGCCCCAACCACUAAGGAGGGUUAAUUGAAUUUCUAUGGGAGUUGGGCACCUAAAUCCCUUGCACCUUUUGAAAAUCCCAGUCUCUGAUGUGCUCUUGGGAAGAAAUGUUAAUACUGCCUAGGAGACGAUGCCAAAAUCCUUUACCAGGUUUGGAAAGUGCCACCCAGAAUGUCUAGGAGAGGCAAGCACAGGGUAUAUGUCUCAGAACCGGAGAGAAAAUUGCAGCUGCCACUCACAAAAUGACGGAUUCCUUGAAACGUAAAGGUGCAGCACAUGGAGAAAAAAAGAAUAAUGGUGAUGCUGGUGGAGAAAGACAGAUAUGGGCUAAUUCAAACUAAAUCCCAUUCUUCACAUCACUUUCUGCUUCUAUUCCCUGUGUGUGGUUCCCCCCAAACCCUUAGCAGACCCCGUAGGCACCCUCCAUAGAUCAUUGGAUCCCAGAUAGCUGGGUCAAUGAAACCCCUCUGAACCCAGGCCCCACAUCCAUGGAGCUUCUGUUAACCCAACUUUGGUUACACAGCAACCUCAGUGGGCUUUUAAAGGACUAAGGGCCUCACCCACAGAUUCCCCGAGCAAUGUGGUAGAUUCUCCAUUCCUUGACAUCUUGUAUAGUGACUUGCUAAAUGAUACGCUAUAGGUGAAACCCAAAUGAUAGGACUGGCUGCAGAAGUCAGUGGGUGGAGCUCUCUGGAUAGUGUUCUGCAGAUCAGACUAAAUGGUCUGAUGGUCCCUCCUGGCCUUGAAAUCUAUGGCCUGGUCUACACUAUGACUAAUUUGGAUUUAGCAGCGUUAAAUCGAAUUAACCCUGCACCCGUCCACACAAUGAAGCCAUUUAUUUCGAAAUAAAGGGCUCUUAAAAUUGAUUUCUGUACUCCACCCUGACGAGCGGAGUAGCGCCAAAAUCAAUAUUGUCAUUUCGAAUUAGGGUUUGUGUGGCCACAAUUCAAUGGUAUUGGCCUCUGGUAGCAAUCCCACAGUGCACCAUUGUGACCGCUCUGGACAGCAGUCUGAACUCGGAUGGACUGGACAGGUAGACAGGAAAAGCCCCGCGAACAUUUGAAUUUUAUUUCCUGUUUGCCCAGCGUGGAGAGCACAGGUGACUGCAGAUAGCUCAUCAGCAUAGGUAAACAUGCAGGCCAAUAAUCAAAAAAGAGCACCAGCGUGGACCGUACGGGAGGUACUGGAUCUGAUCACUAUAUGGGGAGAGGAUUCAGUGCUAGCAGAACUUCGUUUGAAAAGACGAAAUGCCAAAACUUUUGAAAAAAUCUCCAAGGGCAUGAUGGAGAGAGGCCACAAUAGGGACUCAGAUCAGUGCCGUGUGAAAGUCAAGGAGCUCAGACAAACCUAUCAAAAAACAAAGGAGGCAAACGGUCACUCAGGGUCAGCGCUGCGGACAUGCCGCUUCUACGCUGAGCUGAAUGCAGUUCUAGGGGGGGCCACAACCACUACCCCACCUCUGGCCGUGGAUUCCGAGGCGGGGGUAAUCUCAUCAGCUACACCUGAGGAUUCUGUGGAUGGGGAAGAGGAGGAGGAGGAUGAGCUUGCGGAGAGCACACAGCACUCCAUUCUCCCCAACAGCCAGGAUCUUUUUCUCAGCCUGACUGAAGUACCCUCCCAACCCUCCCAAGCCAGUAUCCAAGACCAUGACCCCAUGGAAGGGACCUCAGCAGCUGCAAAUUUUUCAAGCCUCCCUCCUCCGUCCCGAAGGCUAUCUCAGAUAAGGCGUCGGAAAAAGAAGACACGAGAUGAGAUGUUCACGGAAAUCAUGGAAUCCACCCGCAGUGAAAGAGCUCAUCUGAAUGAGUGGAAGGACACGGUUUCAAAGUAUAGGAAAGAAGCCAGUGAACGUGAGGACAGGAGGGACCAAUGUGAGGACAUGAGGGACCAACGUGAGGAGAGGACAGACGCUCGAGAUGAGAGGUGGUGGCAGGAAAAUCAGAGGAGGCAGGAUGCAACGCUGGGGCUGCUGCGUGAGCAAACAGAUAUGCUCCAGCGUCUGGUGGAGCUUCAGGAACGGCAGCAGGAUAACAGAGUGCCGCUACAGCCCUGUAUAACUCCCUUCCCCCCUCACCAUGUUCCAUAGCCUCCUCACCCAGACAUGUAAGAACGCGGCGGGGGAAGGCUCCAUACACCCUCCCAUUCCACCCCAGUGGACAGCCCAAGCAAAAGGCUGUAAUUUUUUUAACCUUUUUUUAGUGGCCUUUUCCUUCCCGCCGAUCCUUCUCCCAAACCCCACCCAGG